Molecule: messenger RNA, 10290 nt
Organism: Closterium sp. Yama58-4
Lineage: Eukaryota; Viridiplantae; Streptophyta; Zygnematophyceae; Desmidiales; Closteriaceae
Source: the annotation of a GenBank genome assembly
AUGUUGGAACGGCAAACUCAUCGCGUCGCGCAUGAGACACUAGGCGUUUUCGUCCUCGUUGUAUGCGUUUCCAGCGUCACGGCGUUGAGACGAGUGUUAAAUGAGGCACCUCCCAUCUUCGACGGCGCAACGGAGCUUCAAAAGGUUCGCGAGGCUCUUCGAUCGGCGGGUUACACGGAAUUCCUCGAACGGCUGAACAAUCCUCAGGUAUUGAACGUAAUUCGACCCGCGCUGAAUCACUAUCAGCUCACCAUAUUCGCCGUACCGAAUCACGCGAUUCUCGGUGCGGCAAACGGUACCGCCGUUCCUCCCGGCUGCGCCCGUGCCGUGUCGGCGACGAGACGAUCGGGGUCUCCUUCCGACCUGAUGGGUUCCAGCAUGUCCCUGCACAUCGUUCUCGGCCACUUCACAGCAGAGGACAUUAUUGACUCACCUGAUGGCACGAAGUUUGGAGACAUCAAAGGCUACGAGUCAAAUUAUGUGAAGAGUUUUCACACAACCAGCAGGGACAGAAAGGGCAUUUUGAGAAAGCAAGUAUUGCUUACAAACCCUCACGUAGGCAGCAGACGAAUCCCACUGAUCUCCCCUGAUUUGUUUCUCGACCAACACGUGUCCAUUCAAGGACUCGAUGGCAUUUUCACUGCCUUCAGUGAAGCCAGAGCAGGGGGGUGGUAUGGUGUGAAGCGGGAUUCAAGACGAGUGGAAGAUAAGAUUCUUAUCCCUUCAAUCAUGCUGGGAGACAGAAGAGGAGCACCAUCCCGGAGGGGAAUGACCGUGCUCGGGAAGAUUCCUGCCGUUCCAAAACCAAUCAACCUUCCCAGUCAAAAGCUUGAGAACAAAGGACUCGACCCAUCAGUCGCACUUGUCCCACGAGGAAGCCUCACAUGGGGAUCUAACAAGCCCAGUUCUCCCUCAGCGUGGACCGUUCCUGAAUCCUCUCCACCCGCUCCUCCGUCCGCAUGGAAGCCGCCUGGCGCAGAGCAAUCCCCACCGCCUCCUUCCGUCUCCUCUUGGCCUCAGCCCAAUGGAAACCCAUCUCCUGUCAACCGCUCCCCUGUCCCUCCGUAUCCUCCGGGGCCCUCAUCUCAAGGACCCCCUGGUUCUGGACCGCCAGGUCUGGGGCCUCCAGGUCCGGGAGCGUUUCCGAGCCUGACUUCUGACCGUAGGAGCCCCGUGCCUGGUGGUCCGGAUUCGGCGUAUCAGCAUCAGCCGCAGCGGUCGCCGCACCACGAGGGGGAGCCUGGCGCAUCUGGGUACCCGCAGUGGGCUGGACAGGGGCCAGGGGGCCCGCGCGAAGGCCCGCGUGGGGGACCGUACGGGGGGACGCCGCCAGGCGGUUCGCUGCGGAGUUCGCCUAACCCGUCUGCGUGGUCGACCUCCACCGACCGCCAUGGCGAGUCGGAUGGCAAAGGAGGGCAGUUUCAUCUGUCGGCGGGAGAUUUUCCGUCGCUGGGGUCCGAACAGGCUAAGCAGCAGGAGCAGCAGGGGCAGCAAGGCCAACAGCAGCAGCAGCAGCAGCAGCAACAGGGACAGCAAGAGGGGCCGCGUCAUCCGAAUGAGCAGGACGGCGCGGGGUAUUACCGAGGGAGGGACGACGGGCAGGAGCACGGAGAGCACGGGCAGCGUGGUGAAGGGCCCAUGGGGUGGGACCCGGGCAUGGGGCGCAGGCCUGGCCCGGGGUCGGAUCAGAUGAUGCCUGCGCGCUGGCAUCCGCACCCGCCCGGCCCCGGGGGCGCGGGCUUUGAGGAUCUCCCUCCGCACGGCAUCUGGCCCGCGCACAGGGCGGACCGUAUGCCCCCCCCUCCUGGGGACACGUGGCACCGCGGCGGCCCUGAUGGUGACACGUGGCGCCAUGGAUCUGGUGGGAGCGGUGGGGACGGGGGUGGCGGAGGUGGAGGCGGAGGAGGGGGGGCGUCGUGGCGGAGGGGUGAGGUUGGGGUUGGGAGGUCCCCGCCUCCGCCGGGUGCGGGCGCGGGGGGGGAGAUGUGGCGGGAGAGGGGUCCGGAGAGUGAAAACUGGCGCGCGGGGGGACCAGCGGGAACAGGACCAGGCGCGGGUGGCGCAGCAGGAGGGGGAGGGCCAGGGGAGAACUGGCGGGGGCCGCCAGGGAUGGCCCCGCCAAUGGGGUAUGGGCGCGGGGGGGGACACCCGAUGUACCGCGGACCAGAAGGCCCGGAGUUUGGGUUCGCGCACGCGGCGGGGCGGGGGGGACCUCCGCCUGGGGGCAUGUACGACGGGCCCAUGCGCCCGGGGGUGAUGCCCCCGCACGGCUACGGCAUGCACAUGGAUCCGCGGGGAGGGGGGAGGUUUGGCGCGCGGUAUGGCCCGGGGCAUGGGCCGGGCGCGGGGAUUCCGCAUGGCCCGCAAGGAAGAGGCGCAGGCCCGCAGUUUGACAUGCCCCCCGGAAUGUUUCCCCCUCCGCCGUUUGACCAUUUCCAUGCGCCGCUGGGGCAGGGCCGUCCACCUUUCCGCCCCAUGGGCGCGCACGAGUUUAUGGGCGCGGGGCGGGGAGGCCCACAAGGGUUUGAUGGGCGCGGAGGCAUGGCGCGGGAGCAUGCGGGACGCGGGCAUGGCCGUCCGCCCAUGGAGCCGUACGGUCCGCGCGGAGAAAUUGGCGCAGGGGAUGGAUGGCAGGGGCAGCCAUCUGCGCCGGGGGCGGCGGACGAGGGGAAGCGGAGGGGAGGGGAACCCGGAGAGGAGCAAGAAGGUCGUGAGGGGCAGCGGAAAGGGCAGGAGCAGUCGCAGCAACAGCAGCAGCAGCAGCAACAGCAGUCCCCGAAGGAGCAGCAGCAGCAGCAGCAGCAGCAGCAGCCGCAGCAAGCUCCGCAGCCGCAUCGACCGUAUCACAAGGAUCACCACAUUGGGAUCGACUGGGCCUCCGCAGAGAGCGAAACCAUGGACUUUUCAAAACCCGCGUUUGAGGAUGACCCGUUUCUGGGUAGAGCACCCGAGGGGACCCCGCGCGGGGCAGAUGGGGGGAAAGGGGAGCAGGGGGGCCGGGACACUGGGAGGGGCGCGGAAAGCGCUGGAAGAACGCAGCCGGAGCAGGUGCGCAUUUUGAAGCGGCCGGAAGGAGGGGCGGCGGGCGGAGAGGGGGUGGCGCAAGGGGGUAGUGCGGGCGCUGGGAGUGCAGGCAGUGGGGGCGCAGGUGUGGCUGCGGGAUCUGGUGCCGGUAGGGAUACAUUUGGGGAAGCGCAGUCUGCUGCAGGCGCAGGGAAAGGAGCAGAAAAGCCCAAAGUUGCUGUUGCACCCGGACGGAUUGGGUCCGAGCAGUUGGCAUCCGGACAGGUGGCAUCUGCGCUGGUUGCAUCUGGGCAGGGGGCAGCAGUGCAGGCGGCAGCAGGUGGGCAGUCUGGUCCGAGCGCAGGGCUGGUGAGGGAGACCCUCGCUAAAAGCCCGCGCCCGUUCAGCCGAGGCCCCCUGCGGUCGCCUCGGGAUGUGCCUCAAAGGAGGGCGUCUCCUGCUCCUGAUCCCAGUGCCGCACCUGGUUCCGCGCCUGCUGGUUCCGCCGCUGCCGUAUCUGGUUCUGCGCCUGCUGCUGCUCCUGCCACGAGCUCUUCUGCUGGUACUGCGGCGCCUGGAGCCAGUGUGGGUGAGGGAGGCUCAGCGACGGGGGCAGGGCAGGCAGCGGCGGGAAAGCAGAUCCAGGCAGGACUGCAGGGUCCGGCGAGUGGUAUUGCUGCUGCUGGCGGAGCUGGGGCGGGGCGGGGCCGCGGGCGCGGAAGAGAGCAAGGCAGACUGAGGAGCGCGGGGGCGGGGGAGGCGGACGGUCGCUGGACCCCAGCGCGGCAGCAGGGGGAGGCUCAGGGCAGGGGGGAUGGGGGCGCGGGGAGAGGAAUGGGCGGAAGGGAGGGGCCUGUGCAGGGGCGGAGGGGGGUGAUUGGAAAAAUUCCGGAGAGAGAAGAGCAGGGGCAGCAAAGAGGGGGGUCAGGGCAGGUCGGGCAGGUGGGUACAGGGGGGAGUGCGCAAGGCGGUGUGCCAGUGCAGGGAACUGUGCCGGAAGCUUCUAAUGCAGGGGAAGCAGCUGUUUCUGCUGCUUCUGGCUUGGCACUGAACUCUGCUGAAGGGGCAGUGGGAGGUGUGGCAGGAGGGGGAGGAGGAGGAACAGCAGCAGCAGCAGCAGCAGCAGGUGGAAACGUUAAGGCGGAGCCGCUACUCCCCGCGCCCACGUCCGUUCCGCGGAUCAUUAUGGGUCCCCCAAUCCCCCAGUUCCUCGCCCCUGUUGGGCCUCCCCACGGGAUGCGCCAUCCGCAGUUCUUCCCCCACCCGCCCUUCCCCAUGCAGCACAACCUUCCGCCUAACCUUCCGCCCAACAUGCCCCCUAACGCUCCCCCCGGCGCGCGCCCCCCGUCCUUGCUCCCCGGACAGCAGGUGCUGCCUCUGCACCUGCUUCCGCCAGGCCAUGCGCCCCCGCACCCACCUCCGCCUGUCGGGCAUCCGCACUCCCAUCCCCAAGCGGCCCCGCUUCCCCAGCAGCAGGCGCAAGCCGCCAAAGACAGCCUUCUUGCGCUACCCGCGGGAGGGCCCGCCGGUUUCCUCGCGGGGAUGCCUGCGCCAGGGGCGUGGGGGGGCCCUGGGGCACCGGGGGGACAUGGGGGACCGGGGGGAUCAGGGGAAGGAGCAGCUGGAGUGCAGGUAGCACCUGGGCAGGCGGUAUCUGUGCAUGAGAGGGCCAAGGGAGGUGCUGGGACGGGAUGGGGCGGGGAGAUUGCGGGACAAGGCGGGGCAGGGAGAGGAGCAGCAGAAGAAGGAGUGGGAAGCGGUGGAGUGGUGUCUAGUGGGGGAUAUGUGGAGGCAGGAAGCGUUGGCUCUGCUGGAAGCUCGAGAAAAGAAGGAGUGAGCGAUGGAUCAGCAGGGGCUGUUGGGGCAGGGGCUGUGGCAGCAGGGAGCGUGGGGGCAGCAGGGAGCGUGGGGGCAGCAGGGAGUGUGGGAGCAGGUGUAGUGAGUACAGGAGCGAAAGCUGGAAAGUCAGCUGUAGGAAUUCCCGCUGGUGGGGCGCCAGUGUGUGGGGCAGCCGCUGGUGGGGCGCCAGUGGGUGGGGCAGCCGCUGGUGGGGCGCCAGUGGGUGGGGCAGCCGCUGGUGGGCAGGUGGCAAGGGAUCUGGGUGGCCAACGGGGAGCAUGGCAGGGGGCGCCUGGCAGCGUCGCUGCUAUAACAGGAUGGGGGAGCAGGAGCGCUAGGGGGAGCAUCCGGAAAAGGGGGAACAGGAGCCAAGGGUUGAUCUCUGCUGUGCUGGAGAUUAGGAAGAGUGUUGGCACGUUCGAGAUUCGAUGGGUGUCACAGAUAGUAUUUCUCCAUUUCCGCAAUCCCACCCACUUCACCCACCACUCCCGCCAGUUCCUAUACAGGGAUUCCCGUCACCGUUCCCUCUUCCCCCCGCCUUUCUUCGUCGUACAGUACAGCUGUGAUAAAACUGAUGACACUACAGAAGAGGCGAACAGGCCUCGCUUGGACGCGUGCCCGAUGUCAUACCAUCCACUCCACUCCACAGCCGCGGCUGCAACUGCAACGGAACGGCAGCGUGCGGAGUGUGCGGAAUGUGCGUCUCUUCUCUCUGUUCGUGAAGGCCAGACGGGGAACGCCGAGCAGCAUUAUCUGCAUUGUCGAUCUCCCUCUCUGCAUUUCCUGCUUCACAAUUUGCCUCAUCGAUCUAGCCUCGUCGUCCGCCAUAGAUCUACGCGAAGAGUUAAAACCCCCGCGUCUGGUGGUGACUCUCGCCGCCCUCAGGGCCAAAGUGGAGUCUCUUCCAAAGAUUGGAACUCCAGAAAAGGAGAAGAGGCUCCGCGAUCUUAUCUGAUUGCGCAAAGUGCGACGGCGGGGUGUGCUUCCGGCGGGGAGACCAGUCACAAUGACUGCGAGCCGUUUGGCGGAGGCUUCGGUCGGGGAGUAAACGCAAACAGCGGCGAUUCUAACCCCGCCGGGAGGCUUGCGCUGAUGGCGCAAGGUGAGGCCGCGCAUGUGUCAAUAGCGGAAGCGGAGAGGGAAAGACUUGCGGAACCGCGGCUGGGUUGGGAAGAAGGGGAGGAUGCGGAGGAGGAGGCGGAGGAGAGGGGGAAGAGGGAGAUGGAGGUGAGGCGGAAGGACAGGCACCGGAAGGUGGACGGGCGCGGACGGCGCAUCCGCAUGCCCGCGGCAUGCGCCGCGAAGAUCUUCCGCCUGACGCGGGCUCUCGGCCAUCGGUCGGACGGCGAGACGAUUCAGUGGCUGCUGACUCGAGCGAGCCCGGCUAUCCAGGCCGCGUUGAGCUCCGCAUCGCACAUGGCGGCGCACACUGCGGCGCAGCGGCACGUCGUGGAGCCCAGCGGAAAACGCGCGGAGGGCCCACCCAACGACUGCACGGAUAUUAGGACGGCGGAGAGUCCGCCAGUUCCAGCGAGUCCCGGCGCAAGCCAGCGCCUACUCGAGGCUUCUCUCCUCGCCCUGGGCAGAGUAAGCGGACUUGACGGAAUCCGUUUGCUGACGGAACAGUUGACGGCGGCCCAGUCGGUGUUAUCUGCUGCAGCCCAGCGAGAUGCAGUCGCAUUGCUCCCCGCCCCGUCAGACCCCACGGCUGCGGCGGCUGAGCCCGUCAUCCGCGCUGCCGCAUCUGGCAGAGACUCACGAAUUUCGCCAUUGGGCGGCGAUGCGCGAGUGCAAGCACAGGGAUCGGAUUCUCGAAUGUCGCCACUGGGAGUGGAUGCUCGAAUGUGUCCGUCGGAAGCGGGCGUUCCAAUUUCGCCGUUGGGAACGGGUGCGGAGGCGCAUAACCUGGACAUUCUCACGGGCGUGGUCGACGCUGCGCCAGACGCGCGACUCACGGCGGGCGUCGUGGCGGCCGCGCCACACGCGCGAAUGGGCCCUCGAUUCGAUUCACGCCUUCCACCCUCUGGAUUGCAAGAGCUCAGCAGGCUUCCGCGGACUCGUGACGCUACUGACGCUCCGCCUGCCCAACCGUCCCCUUCGUGGCUGUUCAGAUCGCGUACCGACGGGGAAGAUUGGCCUGCGGUGGUCGCGAGAAGCCCGCAAUUCACGGCAGCGGCUAGCAAUACUGAUUCGCCCUUCAAGACGCCCUCUGCGGCGCGGCUUCUGCAAGGUCCUAAACUCAACACCGGAACUCCACGCUUUCCGCGUCACCCACGCUCCUCCCCACCGUCUCUCACACACCUCCCCACGCACACGCCCACGCUUCCCUUCGCCGUCGCCAACGCGUUCCGCCACCGUCGCUCACGCGUUCCCUUCCCUCCUGCCUUCCCCCAUGCAUCCCCUCACCGUCGCGCGCGCCCUCCUCCACCUUCCUCCACGCUUCCCCAUACCGUCGCUCGCGCCUUCCCCCACCUUCCCUCACGCGCGCCCCGCUCAUCGCCCACACUUCCUCCCACCGUCGCUCUCGCUUUCCCCCACCGUCGCCCACGCUUCCCCCCACCGUCGCCCACGCUUCCCCCCACCGUCGCCCACGCUUCCCCCCACCGUCGCCCACGCUUCCCCUCACCGUCGCCCACGCUUCCUCCCACCGUCGCCCACGCUUCCUCCCACCGUCGCCCACGCUUCCCCGCUCAUCGCCCACACUUCCUCCCACCGUCGCCCACGCUUUCCCCCACCGUCGCCCACGCUUCCCCCCACCGUCGCCCACGCUUCCCCCUACCGUCGCCCACGCUUCCCCCCACCGUCGCCCCCUCUUCCCCCCACCGUCGCCCACGCUUCCCCCCACCGUCGCCCACGCUUCCCCCCCCACGUCGCCCACGCUUCCCCCCCCCGUCGCCCACGCUCCCCCCCCCCGUCGCCCACGCUUCCCCCCCCCGUCGCCCACGCUUCCCCCCACCGUCGCCCAUGACAGGUGGUGGUGCGGCUUUGGAGCAGAGUGUUGGGCGCCCAGCCAGGGCAGCGCGUGCAGGCGGGCAGCAAGCAGUGCAGUGCUGCAGGGGGCGGGUCGGGGGAGGCGGAGCGGGGAAGGCGGGGGUUAGGGAGAGAGGGUGCAGGGAUCCUCCAAUCCCCCUUAUACCCUGCCACACUCUUACCACCUGCCCUCCUCCCUUACUCCGUUCCGUGGGGCCCCCACGGUCGUCCUCCUCUCCCUCUCUCUUUCUCCCUUCCUCCAUCUAUCCCACACUCUCUGCCUCACUACCCUCUUUCCCCUGCUCCCCGUUCUCCCUCCCUUCCUCCUGCCCUCCCUUCCUGCCAUUCUCCCUCUCCUCAUCCUCCCUCGAUCCAGUCCCUCUUUCCAUUUCCAUCUCCUACUCGCCGCCCAUCCUCUCAUCCGCCCAUCCUCUCAUCCGCCCAUCCUCUCAUCCGCCCAUCCUCUCAUCCACCCAUCAUCUCAUCCGCCCAUCAUCUCAUCCACCCAUCAUCUCAUCCGCCCAUCCUCUCAUCCUCCCUUCCUCUCAUCCUCCCUUCCUCUCAUCCUCCCUUCCUCUCAUCCUCCCUUCCUCUCCUCCUCCCGUCCACUCAUCCUCCCUUCCUCUCAUCCUCCCUUCCUCUCAUCCUCCCUUCCUCUCAUCCUCCCUUCCUCUCAUCCUCCCUUCCUCUCAUCCUCCCUUCCUCUCAUCCUCCCUUCCUCUCAUCCUCCCUUCCUCUCAUCCUCCCUUCCUCUCAUCCUCCCUUCCUCUCAUCCUCCCUUCCUCUCAUCCUCCCUUCCUCUCAUCCUCCCUUCCUCUCAUCCUCCCUUCCUCUCAUCCUCCCUUCCUCUCAUCCUCCCUUCCUCUCAUCCUCCCUUCCUCUCAUCCUCCCUUCCUCUCAUCCUCCCUUCCUCUCAUCCUCCCUUCCUCUCAUCCUCCCUUCCUCUCAUCCUCCCUUCCUCUCAUCCUCCCUUCCUCUCAUCCUCCCUUCCUCUCAUCCUCCCUUCCUCUCAUCCUCCCUUCCUCUCAUCCUCCCUUCCUCUCCUCCUCCCGUCCACUCAUCCUCCCUUCCUCUCAUCCUCCCUUCCUCUCAUCCUCCCUUCCUCUCAUCCUCCCUUCCUCUCAUCCUCCCUUCCUCUCAUCCUCCCUUCCUCUCAUCCUCCCUUCCUCUCAUCCUCCCUUCCUCUCAUCCUCCCUUCCUCUCAUCCUCCCUUCCUCUCAUCCUCCCUUCCUCUCAUCCUCCCUUCCUCUCAUCCUCCCUUCCUCUCAUCCUCCCUUCCUCUCAUCCUCCCUUCCUCUCAUCCUCCCUUCCUCUCAUCCUCCCUUCCUCUCAUCCUCCCUUCCUCUCAUCCUCCCUUCCUCUCAUCCUCCCUUCCUCUCAUCCUCCCUUCCUCUCAUCCUCCCUUCCUCUCAUCCUCCCUUCCUCUCAUCCUCCCUUCCUCUCAUCCUCCCUUCCUCUCAUCCUCCCUUCCUCUCAUCCUCCCUUCCUCUCAUCCUCCCUUCCUCUCAUCCUCCCUUCCUCUCAUCCUCCCUUCCUCUCAUCCUCCCUUCCUCUCAUCCUCCCUUCCUCUCGUCUUCCCUUCCUCUCAUCCUCCCUUCCUCUCGUCCUCCCUUCCUCUCCUCCUCCCGUCCUCUCAUCCUCCCGUCCUCUCAUCCUCCCUUCCUCGCAUCCUCCCUUCCACGCAUCCUCCCUUCCUCUCAUUGUUUCUUACAACCAAUCAGCAACCCCAUGGCAGCACAGCACAUCUCUCUCGCACCAACCCCGCACACAUGGCAGGUGCUGCUGCAGCAUUGGAGCAGAGUGCUUGGCGCACAGCCGGGGCAGCACGUGCAGGCGGGGAGUGAGGAGCGCUGUGCUCAAGGGGGCGAGUGGAGGGGGGGAGGGGACUUGGGGGGGGGGGGGGCACGGGAGUGUGACCCUGCCGCCCUUCUUUUCAAUUGCCACCUUCCUAGCUUCCAAUCAACCGCCUUUCCGUCUCACCCACUUGUCCUCUCCCUACUUGAAUUCCUCACAUCCUCCCAUCCCCCCUUCUCCCCUUCCACCCUUCCACCCUCCAGCCCUUGUGCUCAUCCUCCCUUCCCCUCAUUCUCCCUUCAUUUCAUCCUCCCAUCCUUCUUUUCUUCCUUCCCCCCCUCCCUUCCUCCCUUCCACCCUUCCACCCAACGUCGUCCUCUCCUACUCCCUUCCUCUCUUCCUCUCUUCCACCCUCUCCCCUACUCUCUGCUUCAGUGUCUUUCCCCCCUCUCUUUCCCCUUUCCUCCCUCCCUUCAUCCCAUCCUCUCGUCCACCCUUCCUCCUUGUCUCCCUUGCUCAUUUUCUCCCUCGGCACAGUCCUUGUUCUCUGCAUCCCUCUCUGCCAUCCUCCCUUCCUCUCAGCCUCCUCACUUCCUCUCGUCAGCCAUUCCUCUGCACCCUUCUACCCUGCCACGCGACUACACUCCUACCCUGUUUGCCAUGCAUCCAGUUGUCAUGCCUUAG